Rotaria socialis is the source of this 705-nucleotide messenger RNA. The record is from the annotation of a GenBank genome assembly. NCBI's taxonomy places the organism in Eukaryota, Metazoa, Rotifera, Eurotatoria, Philodinida, Philodinidae.
AUGGCAGCAAAGAUUCAACCAUAUCAACAAUAUCUUCGAAAUAAAGUUCGUGCUAAAUCGCCUUCAAAUGAAAAGAUAUUAUCUGGCAAUGAUACCAUUACACAAUCCGACGUAAUAUGGAUGCCUACAUAUUCAAAGUCAAAAAUACUUCAAUGGCCAGCUAUCCUCUGGAUUGGUUUGGGUACUCUUGUAUUUCUUUCCUUAUCUAUUGCUGCUGUAAUACCAAUUGUUGUGUUAACUAAUAAAAUUCAAGCUAAUGACACCACGAAUACAACAAGCAUUUCAACGAUAUGUCCAACAACAGCUAUUACUACUACAGUUACUUCAAGUUCACUUCCUGAUCAAUGUUCUAAUUACAUAACGAUCACAGACAGCACACGAAGUCCAGACUAUUCUGCGUCGAGUUCCUGUGAUAAUGCAACAUUUUCAACUUCUUCAGCAUGGUUUCGUUUUACCGGAUCAGGUGGAACUCUAUUAGCCAGUUGCCCCAUCGAAGAAUAUCGAUGUGGGACAGAUUUUCCUGGCUGGUAUAGUGGAAUUUAUCCAUCUUUAGCUGGUGCUGUUACAUCUGGUUUUGUGUGCUAUAAUGCUUAUGGUAAUUUAUGUUAUUUCACAAACUGGAUUUUAAUAACUAAUUGCAAUGGAUUUUAUAUAUAUUAUUUAACACAACCGUUAGAAUGCAACUUGCGAUAUUGCACAAUAUAA